AGGCGUUCGUGGGCGCCCCCAGCGGCUGCGGGUCGGGCGAUCCCUGUGCUCAUCUCAGGCUGGGGCAGAGGGUGUUUGAGAGGCGCGCGAUGCUGGCUGCGCUGGCACUGGCGAGGGUCGCUGCUCUGCGGAGAACCGGCUUUAUCUGUGGCCCAGGCGGCAGAAGGGAGCUGUGGACCGGCCCCCCGCAGUCAGAUACUGACAAUGUGAAGCCAUUGGAGGGUGUAAAAAUUCUGGAUCUAACAAGAGUACUGGCAGGACCUUUUGCUACAAUGAAUUUAGGAGAUCUUGGAGCAGAAGUUAUAAAAGUGGAAAAACCAGGAGCUGGUGAUGAUACACGAACUUGGGGGCCACCUUUUGUGGGGACAGAAAGUACUUAUUUUCUCAGUGUAAAUCGAAAUAAAAAAAGUAUAGCUGUUAAUAUCAAGGAUCCAAAAGGUGUGAAAAUCAUCAAAGAGCUUGCAGCUGUUUGUGAUGUAUUUGUGGAAAAUUAUGUCCCUGGCAAACUGUCUGCAAUGGGCCUGGGAUACGAAGAGAUAGACAAGAUUGCUCCUCAUAUCGUCUAUUGUUCCAUCACAGGGUAUGGUCAGACAGGUCCAUUGUCUCAGCGAGCUGGUUAUGAUGCUGUGGCCUCUGCUGUUUCUGGUCUGAUGCACAUCACAGGGCCUGAGGAUGGAGAUCCAGUUCGUCCAGGAGUCGCCAUGACUGAUCUUGCCACUGGCCUGUAUGCAUAUGGAGCCAUUAUGGCUGGAUUGAUACAAAGAUAUAAAACUGGAAAAGGACUGUUCAUUGAUUGUAACCUACUGUCAUCUCAGGUGGCAUGUUUAACCCAGGUAGCUGCUAAUUAUCUUAUUGGCCAAAAAGAAGCGAAACGUUGGGGCACAGCUCAUGGCAGUAUUGUUCCCUACCAGGCUUUUAAAACCAAGGAUGGUUAUCUUGUAGCUGGAGCAGGAAACAACCAACAGUUUGCUACCAUGUGCAAGAUCUUGAAUUUGCCUGAACUGAUUGAUGACUGGAAGUAUAAAACUAACCGCCUUCGGGUACAGAAUAGAAAAGAGCUUAUUAAAAUAUUAUCUGCACGGUUUGAAGAAGAAAUGACCAACAAGUGGUUACACCUCUUUGAAGGCAGUAAGGUCCCAUAUGGCCCAAUCAACAAUAUGAAGAAUGUAUUUGCAGAACCUCAGGUGCUGCACAAUGGCCUCAUUAUGGAAAUGAAACAUCCGACUGUGGGAAAGAUAUCAGUCCCAGGCCCGGCUGUGAGAUACAGUAAGUUCAAGAUGUCAGAGGCCAGGCCUCCUCCCCUGCUUGGGCAGCACACAACCCACAUCCUGAAGGAGGCCCUCAGAUAUGAUGACAGGACAAUCGACGAGCUGCUCAGGACUGGUGUAGUGAACCAACAUGAAGGCGAGUGACAAAAAAAUAUGCUUUCUCAAAGCCACAAUGUGAAUGCAUUUUGCCAGCAAAAGCAAUACUCUUUCUGAACCCUACUCCCCAAUUCUGGUACUUGGCAAUAAAAAAAAGAAUAAAUUCAGGAUUUCCUGCUUAACAUUUGGCUCUGGUAUCAGUGAAUCUAGUGCUUUCUGAAUAUACCCCACCUUUCAUUCCUUAACAUUUUUUUCCUCUAGAUAAUAGAUUAAUUUUGGAUUUGUGGGAUUUUUUGUAAAGAUUUUUUUUCUGGAAAAAUACAUUACUCAUUCUUAUUAGAUUAAUAGCUUAAGCAUUUUGCCUCUCCAGCCCAUGCAGGUCUGAAAAAAAGCAGAUCUCUUGACAUUCUCUACUUGCACAUAAAGUUCUCAUUUAAACCUUUGUUAGGAAGUCAAAGCAAUAAGCAGAAUGACAGUCACAGUGAUUGAUUUUAAACAGAACAACUUAAUUUUGAGCUCAUGAGCCCUUUGUUAAUGUAUAAUUUAAACCAUGGUCUUCGCUGAUGGCCGUUAUAAAGCUGAACUCCAUUCUCUACCAUGGCAGUAAAUAUUUGCUUUAUGCUGUAUUUCUCUGAUUAUUUUAUGAUACAUAACAGAAAAUCAAUUUCCAUCAAUGCAUUUUGAGGUGUAGGUGUCUACCUGCAUUAGGGAUUGAAGAGUGGGUCUUUAAUCAAUACUUUAUUUUGAGCCAAGUGUAAAUGCAACAUGUUUUUAAAUGAAUAUCAGGUGACUAUUUAGGUAUUAAAUACUGUAUAAAUAAUGACAAACUGGAGAAUGAAAUGAAAGCAUUUCAUGGGUUUCUGAGUAUCUACUGUAGAACAAUGUAUCCUUCCUUGAUAUUAAAUAUUUGUAUUUAAGCAUUUAGUAUUUGUUAGCGAAUUCAAAGUAUAGGAAAUAUCUUCUGUCUAGAAAGUAGUAACUGAAUUAUUUAUAUGUUCCAGAUUAAAUUGUCACCCAGACUGCCAAUCACCCACACCCAGGUAUAGGCCAAGGAAUCAGAUGACCCCCACAAUCAAUAUCCUGGUAUAAUCUCAAUUCAUGACUGUUAGGCACACAUAUUUGAAAGUCAUGUCAUUAUGUACCAAGUGGUAAUGUAAAGUUAAAUUCAUGUAAUGUAAAGGUAAUGUCCAUCCUUCAAACUAUGAUUUAGAGCUAAUUUUAUUUUUGUGUUCUUUACUAUUGGAAUGAUUUGAGCCAUUUAUUCAUGCUGUAAGCCCAAUAUGUGUCAAAAAUCAAAGUUUGGAAUAAAAAAUAAAUGUCUUCUCA
Miniopterus natalensis is the source of this 2690-nucleotide messenger RNA. RefSeq names its product succinyl-CoA:glutarate-CoA transferase (gene SUGCT). Gene Ontology annotation, molecular function: succinate-hydroxymethylglutarate CoA-transferase activity. NCBI's taxonomy places the organism in Eukaryota, Metazoa, Chordata, Mammalia, Chiroptera, Miniopteridae. The record is from RefSeq and is a predicted model, not a curated record. Gene Ontology annotation, cellular component: mitochondrion.